GCUGAGUGUGCUUCAGGCAAAUGGCCAGACGGAGAUGAAGAGGGUGGUCGGAGACAACGCCACGCUGCCGUGCCACCAUCAGCUGUGGCAAGCCGACAUCUCCCUGCUGGACAUCGAAUGGAUGCUGCAUAAAUCCAGCUCACGGCAGAAAGUGGUGAUCACAUACUUUGCCGGUCGGAUCUACAACCCCAACGAGAGCGAAGCUGGGCGGCUGUCCCUGGCGGGAGACUAUCUAAAAGGCGACGCUUCGCUCUUGAUCAGCGACCUCUCACUCACCGACUCCGGAGAAUACAUCUGCAAGGUCAAGAACGGCGGGAAGUACUACUGGAACACAGUCAAACUCAUCGUACUCCUAAAGCCGUCCAAACCACGCUGUUGGAUGGAGGGUCGUCUGCUGGAAGGAAGUGAUGUCAGACUUAGCUGCAAGUCCACAGAUGGUUCUGACCCAAUCAGCUACAAAUGGGAAAGAGUCUUAGACAAAGGAAAAUAUGCUGGCAAGCUGCCACCUCUGGCCCUCAUAGAUCUGAAGAACCCUGAGAUUGUGACAUUGAAGAAUCUGACGAGGGAAAGCGCGGGGGUUUAUAAAUGCACCGCCAGCAAUGAUGUCGGAGAAGAAAACUGCACUUUAGAGGUCAAAGUUCACUAUGUCCGGGGGAUGGGUGUGGUGGCUGGCGCUGUGGUGGGCGUGUCCUUCGGCGUUCUCCUCAUCAUCCUUAUCGUCUGGCUUGUUUUCCGCAAGAAAGAGAAGAAGAAAUAUGAGGAGGAGGAAGCACCCAAUGAAAUAAGGGAAGAUGCAGAGGCUCCCAAAGCGAAACUGGUGAAGCCGAACUCUCUCUCCUCCUCCCGAUCUGGUAGUUCUCGCUCCGGGGCCUCCUCCACUCAGUCUAUGGUGCACAACAGCGCCCCCCGUGGGCCCAGGCCUCGACUGCCUAUCGUGGCUGCCCUUAAAGAAAGCGGGCAGCCCGAAAACUUCCCUCCGGUCCCACCGCCGUACAACCAUGUGGUCCCCAAACCUCUGGAGCCCGGCAGUAGCCCCAAAGCCAGCCCGGCAAAACUCAGCCCUGGGAACCUGGCGAGGAUGGGCGCCACACCGGUGAUGAUUCCCGCCCAAACCAAGGCAUUCCAGACUGUGUAGGAAUAACAAACGCCCUAAACAUACACACAAACAUAAAUACACACACUGCACCGAGCAUCAAAUCCCACAUCUGGUAUCAGGAACAUUCCCAAAGGAUUUCCCAUUCCCUGCAGAAAAACCCAGGUGGUCAGGCCUUUUGAUUCAACAGAACCGACUUUGUUGGAAAAUAAAUGCUUUUGUUGUUUUUAUGUGCACACUGAAGUGGAAGAAGACCCCUUGUGGAGUGUAAAGGGUAAAGGGGUUUGGUUGUGGAGGGCUGUGCCUUGCGUUAUGAUGAUGGUUUGAGCAAACAAAAGAGGCAGAUAUGAACAGAGAUACAACUCUGCCUUUACCCAGACAGACAGCCUGUC
Sinocyclocheilus rhinocerous is the source of this 1485-nucleotide messenger RNA. Its product is annotated as CXADR-like membrane protein. NCBI's taxonomy places the organism in Eukaryota, Metazoa, Chordata, Actinopteri, Cypriniformes, Cyprinidae. Gene Ontology annotation, cellular component: cytoplasmic microtubule; membrane; cell surface. Bases 35 to 1135 code for a protein of 366 amino acids. The transcript has 6 exons. The record is from RefSeq and is a predicted model, not a curated record.